Molecule: messenger RNA, 486 nt
Organism: Camellia sinensis
Lineage: Eukaryota; Viridiplantae; Streptophyta; Magnoliopsida; Ericales; Theaceae
Source: RefSeq, a predicted model, not a curated record
UAUUUUGACGAGAUGGGAGCCCAAGCUGAAAUAGAUGUACGAAAUGAGUUCCAAUACCCUAGAGAGAUGCAAAAAACUAUUGAGGAUGGCAUCGCAAGGGCAAAUACUUUCAAGUUGAUAUCGUAUGACAGGCCACGCCGCGUAUUUGAGGUGCAAACAUCUUUUCGCCAUGAACGAGGUCGCAAUACACAAAUUGUGCAGAUGAAUCAACCCACGUGCAGUUGUGGGAAAUAUGAGAUACGACACUAUCCAUCUUCUCAUAUGCUCGCUGUAAUGUCUGAAUGCGGUGACAAUCCAUUCGAGUACGUUGAUCUAGUAUAUAGGCUUCCUGUAUACAUGAGGGUUUGGGAAACUAAAUUCAAUCCAAUACCGCAUCAAGAUUAUUGGGAUGAUUCGCAGCGGACCUUAAUGCCUAAUGUACUUCUUCUGCGAGAAGUAAAACGGGGUCCUAAAUCUAUGUCUCUUUAUCUGGCAGCCUUAUGCUGA